Molecule: messenger RNA, 3312 nt
Organism: Amaranthus tricolor (Joseph's coat)
Lineage: Eukaryota; Viridiplantae; Streptophyta; Magnoliopsida; Caryophyllales; Amaranthaceae
Exons: 6
Coding region: 1-3312 (1103 amino acids)
Molecular function (GO): RNA-DNA hybrid ribonuclease activity; nucleic acid binding
Source: RefSeq, a predicted model, not a curated record
AUGGCCAACCAAAAGAUAGGCCGGAUCCUCAUUGACACUAGUAGUUCGUUUGAUCUCAUCAGUCAUAAGUGCUUGGCAAAGUUGAAGUACAAGCCUGGUAGCAUGCACAAGGUAUCUCACCCCUUAGUUGGUUUUGGGGGUGGAAUUGUGCAUCCAGUAGGCCGGAUUGACCUACCCAUCCGGCUAGGGGAGAAUGGAGAAGGAUGCCACAUGGUAGUCCGGUUCUUGGUCGUUGAAGAGCUGACUGCGUAUAAUUUGAUAUUGGGUCGUCCUACUCUGAAUGAAUCCAAGGCUGUUAUCAUUCCAUCCUUUAUGCUCCUUAAAUUUGAGAAGGAUGAUGGGUCUGUUGGCUCCCUAAGCGGAGAUCAGAAGACGGCUAGAGAGUGCUACCUCUCAGAUGUCAAGCCCACGGUGGCCGCAUCCGGCCAAGGUGACGAACCAAUAGACGUUAACGAAGUCAAUGAUGUUGUGCCUGUUCCAACAGCAGCCGGCAAGAAAAAAAAGGCCGACCAGUUGGUGGCCAUCAAAAAAGAAAAGCAACAACAAUCACUGACCGGGGAACGGUCAGAUAAACUCGGUCCCCAGGCGGCUGGUGAACACAAUGAUAUUGCUCUGGACGACACACGUCCAGAACGAACUGUUAAGGUUAGGACGACUGCUUUUGUGAACUUGGGUGCAGACUUGCACAAUUUGUUAAAGGAAUUCAAAGACAUCUUUGCCUUUGAAGUGGAAGAGAUGCCAGGCAUUAGCCCCGAUCUUGCUGUUCAAAAACUUGUUAUGGAUCCCAAAAAGAAGCUGGUUAGGCAAAAGAAAAGAAACCAUGGCGAGGAGAGAAGUCAGGCGGCAGCCGCCGAAGUUAUGCUUAUCAAGAAGCCGAAUGAUACUUGGGGCAUGUGUGUUGAUUACACAGAUUUGAACAAGGCAUGUCCAAAGGAUCGUUAUCCUCUUCCAAAGAUCGACUGUUUGGUCAACUCUACAGCCGGCCAUGCCUUGAUGAACUUCAUGGACGCCUAUUCAGGUUUUCAUCAGAUACCCUUGUGGAAUAAAGAUCAAGAGAAGACGACAUUUGUCACUGAUCAAGGGUUAUUCUGCUCCACCGUGAUGCCGUUUGGUUUGAAAAAUAUGCCUACUACUUUCCAACGAAUGAUUAAUAAAAUCUUCAUCAAUCAAAUUGGGAGGAAUGUAGAGGCGUACAUUAAUGAUAUUUUAGUCAAAUCCAAGCUACAAACAGAUCACCUUACUGACCUCCGAGUAACAUACGCCACACUCAGGCAGCACAAGGUCAUGCUCAAUCCCAAGAAGUGUGUCUUUGGUGUUGGGUCUAGGAAGUUUCUCGAAUUUAUGAUUGAUCAAAGGGGGAUAGUGGCCAACCCAGAAAAAAUACAGGCGGUUAUAGACAUGAAGUCACCCUGCACUGUCAAAGAAGUUCAAAAAUUAACAAGUUGUCUAGCGGCAUUGGGGAGAUUCCUUAGCCGGUUAGGUGACAAGUGCCUCUAUUUCUUCCAAGCAAUAAAAAAGAAGACUAUGUCUGAAUGGGGGGCGGAUGCUGAGACGAUCUUGCUCUUAGUGCUGUUCUCCUUGCUGAAAGAGACGGCACCCAGCUCUCAGUCUAUUUCAUCAGCCAUUCUGCGAAAUGCUAAACUACGGUACCCCAUGGUUGAAAAGUUUGGCCUUGCUCUUUUCAUGGUAGUCAAGAAGUUAAAACCUUACUUCAUGGCACAUCCGGUGGUGGUGUACACAGACCAACCUAUCAAGCGGCCAAUGGCAACCGUAGAAUCAUCCGGCCGAAUGAUCAAAUGGGCUAUUGAAAUUCAAAGCCUUGAAAUCUCUUUUGAACCAAGGAAGGCAGUGAAAGGACAGGCGUUUGCCGACUUCAUUGUCAAAAUGACAAGGCCGACUGAGCCGGAGAACCUUGAUCAGGUUUGGAAAGUAUAUGUGGACGGGAGCUCUACUAUGGACAACUGUGGUGCAGGCGUCAUAUGUCAGUCCCCUGAAGGGAACAAGUACAAAUAUGCACUACGGUUCAAGUUCCGAGCCUCAAAUAAUGAGGCGGAAUAUGAAGCCCUACUAGCCGGCAUCUGCAUAUGUAAGGCAGUUAGGGCAAGAAAGAUUGACGCCUGUCCUGAUUUGCAAUUGAUUGUAAGCCAAUACCAUGGUGACUAUGAGGCCACCCAUCGGGCCAUGAUCAAAUACUUGCAGCUGGUCAAGGAAGAGGCUGGGACACUUGAUGAAUUUCAUCUAAGUCAAGUGCCCAAGUCAAAGAACAAUCAGGCGGAUGCUCUCUCUAAGCUCGCAUCAUCCGCCUCCUAUGAUACACCUAGGUCAGUCUUUAGGAAAGUUAUGAAAAAAAGAAGUAUUGAAGAAGAUCCCAUUGGAGUACUGGACCGAAGCUCAACCUGGAUGGAUGGCAUCCGGGCCUACUUGAAAGAUGGUACUUUGCCGGUUACUUACCCAGAGAUAGUUGCAAUGAAAAAACGUGCGGCUAAUUUUGAAAUCCAUAAUGCAGAACUUUUCAAGAAGGGUUAUUUGCAUCCUUUAUUGAAGUGCGUUACCCCAAAAAGUGGGGAAGAUGUUUUAGAGGACCUGCAUUUGGUUUUUAGUGCCUCUCACGUAGGCGGCAGGACUCUAGCAAAGAGGGCCAGGCGGCAAGGUUACUUUUGGCCUACCCUUGAAGCAGACGCCAUGGAAAUGGUGAAGAAAUGUGAUAAGUGUCAAAGAUUUGGCAAACCCAUACACCGUCCGGCCACUGAUCUGACGGCCAUUCACAGCCCCAGUACCAUUCGCCAAAUGGGGCAUGGACAUUAUCGGUCCGUAUAUGCCUGCUACAGGCGGACGGAGAAGCAGAGGCGAUCAAAGGCAUCAAGACAAAAGAUGUUAUCUUCUUCAUCUAGAAAAAUGUUAUCACCCAAAUUGGGUGGGAGACCAAGGGAUCUCUCAAAUGGCAUUAAAAAGAAAGUUGAAAGAGUUGGCGGUUUAUGGGCGGUUGAGUUGCCGCAUGUCCUAUGGGCCAUCAGAACAACUGAAAAAGGGGCAACUGGUGAAACCCUAUUUCUCAUGGUUUAUGGUGCUGAAGCUGUCUUACCCAUUGAGUACUAUGAGCCGACUCUUCGAGUCAUGCUGGGCAAUGUUGCCUUAGGUCAUGAGAUUUACCGUCUGAGAAUGACAAGAGCCUACAACAAAAGAGUACACAAACGAACCUUGAAAGUAGGGGACUUUGUGUUACGGAAAAUGGAGGCAACCGAUAGGGCCAAUGAGCAGGGAAAGCUGACUCUUAAUUGGUUUCCUAUAUUGCUUCAAAACCCACUACAUUAA